Molecule: messenger RNA, 1113 nt
Organism: Phodopus roborovskii (desert hamster)
Lineage: Eukaryota; Metazoa; Chordata; Mammalia; Rodentia; Cricetidae
Gene: Cygb
Product: cytoglobin
Exons: 4
Coding region: 98-670 (190 amino acids)
Biological process (GO): oxygen transport
Molecular function (GO): heme binding; iron ion binding; oxygen binding
Source: RefSeq, a predicted model, not a curated record
CGCCCUCCCGCCAGCCCGCCUCGCACGCACCGGCCUCGGCUCGGGCUCCCCGCUCCCGCCGCCUAGCGAAGCCGCGCUGGGCUCCGAGCUGCCGCUCAUGGAGAAAGUGCCCGGCGACAUGGAGAGAGAGCGCAGGGAGCGGAGCGAGGAGCUGUCCGAGGCGGAGAGGAAGGCGGUGCAGGCUACGUGGGCCCGGCUGUAUGCCAACUGCGAGGACGUGGGGGUGGCCAUCCUGGUGAGGUUCUUCGUGAACUUCCCAUCAGCCAAGCAGUACUUCAGCCAGUUCAGACACAUGGAGGACCCCUUGGAGAUGGAGAGGAGCCCCCAGCUGCGGAAGCAUGCCUGCAGAGUCAUGGGGGCCCUCAACACUGUCGUGGAGAAUCUGCACGACCCAGACAAGGUGUCCUCCGUGCUUGCCCUGGUCGGCAAAGCACAUGCCCUCAAGCACAAGGUGGAACCUGUGUACUUCAAGAUUCUCUCUGGGGUCAUUCUGGAGGUGAUCGCCGAGGAGUUUGCCAAUGACUUCCCUCCUGAGACGCAGAAAGCCUGGGCCAAGCUGCGUGGUCUCAUCUACAGCCAUGUGACCGCUGCCUACAAGGAAGUGGGCUGGGUACAGCAGGUCCCCAACACCGCCACCCCACCGGCCACACUGCCGUCUUCGGGGCCAUAGGACCGCUCCCGGCUCCCCCGUCCCUGGCAGCACUUUGGGCAGAAGGCUGAAUUCUGAAGACACUCCUUGACCUUCCAUUUCUGAGUGCCAAGAAAGCUGGAGGAACUCUGACUGGACUUCCCGAAAGGAGGCCUUCCUCAUGGCCCUGGCCCCCCAGGCUGCUGGGAGGGAGCUGAGCCUAAGCAGUGGAGGGGCUCUUCUGCCUCGCAGCAGGGGGUGUCCUUGUCUUAGCUUUUCUACUUACCGUUAGAGAGGGACCUAGCAAGUGGCCGGUGGGAAUCGAGGCCAAGCCUGCGAGUCACUUGGGAAAAGAACUAGCUUCAUUCUGCCCACCAGCAUGCGGGUUCACGCCACCAUCUCUAGAGUAUCACGCACACAUGUCUACCAUAUAUACAAAUAUAUUCUAUAUACGAUCUCUAUAUAAAUAUAUAUACGUACAUAUC